Symbiodinium sp. CCMP2456 is the source of this 786-nucleotide messenger RNA. Lineage: Eukaryota; Dinophyceae; Suessiales; Symbiodiniaceae. The record is from the annotation of a GenBank genome assembly.
AUGGUUGUCCGGGGCCUGCAUGCCGAUGCCCUCCAGUUGAUCCAAGAUCGCGUUGAGGAGCUGAGGGGUCCGGAAAAAAAGUCUGCAUUGGUCCACCUUGGGUCGGGCGGUGUCGCUGCAUUGCAGGAAUGCAGUGCGAAUGAAGAGGCACUAGCACUGGCCACAGAAGUGCUGGCCAUCACGCAGGAAAUCGGAAACAGGCACGAAGAAGCGUGGAUGCUGAAAAAGCUGUCCGAGGUGCGGAGCGGCAUGAAGCAAUACUCCGAAGCCCUGGUCUGUGCACAGGAGGCACAGACGAUUUUCCAGGAGCUUGGGGACCAGAGUGGUGCCUUGGCGCUUAAAGGGCAGCUGGAGUCGGAGCCGGGAGCCAGUGGUUUCAAGGCAACCUUUGACAAGGACCCCGACGUGUACAAGUGGUACAUCCAAGCUUCUGCCCAGUACUUCCAGGUCUCGGUCGAUGAGGCCGAGUCCAUGGUCGGCAGGGCACCCCUCAAUCCCAUGCAGCAUGCGAUCUCCUUCGACGCACGGGGCUUCCCUGGCGGAGGUCUUUACAUUGCCUUCCGCUUGGGUGCCAUGGGGUACGGGCCAAGCUUCCGGCCUAUCCAGCAAGUCUACCGGCAGGGUAGGCCGUACGAGGCAGAGCAAGGGGAGCCACCUGUCGCACUGGGCGUCUUGCGGGAUGAGACCGCGGAGGAAUGGGAGCGUGUUGCGCUGAUGCAGGCUCAUGCUGGGAUUCUAGACGGCUCUCUGCAGCUCCGGCGGCAUAAUACAAGUGGGGCUACGUAG